UCAAACAUUAAACAGAUUAAACUGUUUAUUUUUCCAUUUUUCUGUGUAAAGGUUUAUUUAUGCCUGUUCAGAGGCUUUCUCUGUUCGCAUGAAAGCUACUCACACACACACACACACACACACACACACACACUCAGAUAUCAGACUCUGUGUAAUCACACACUCUGUCUCAAUCGCAUCAUAGGCUCCUGUUUCGGUUCCUGUUGACCCCUGCGUGACCUUUGAACCCCGUCUGUAGGAGAAAAGCACAGAUCGAGGCUGUGGAGUUUAUAUAAAGAGCAGCUCGUGUUUAAAUAAAGUCUAGAAUUUUUGAGGGAUUUGAACGUUGGAGUCGUUUGUACGAUGUUGGCCUACGUUGUCGGGUUUCCUGCGGAGGGGCGGAGCCUCGUGGACGGCGUUCUGGAAGGUCUGGUGGCAGCCUGCGGGAUUUCAGUGUUGUGUGACUGGAUGAGAAUCGACGCCUGUUUACGAACAAACGGGAAGUCCCUGCGUGUCCCCGGCGUCAGUGAGGACGUGUCUGUCCCGCGACCUCGUGGCCUGACGCGUCUGUUCUCAGCGCUUCACUUCUGUCUGCUGACGCUCCUGAUCUCAGCGCUGAGACUCCGAGUCGCCGCCCUGCUGGUGUUAGAGUUCACACUGAGAGCUCUCAUUCCUCUACUCACUGCUGCUGGACAGUCUGUCCCUUCCCAUCAGGCCUUGCUGCAGUGUCAGUUCUCUCUGGGUUGUGCUCUGAGCUGCACUCUGUGUUUCCUCCACGAGGGGGCGCACCAUCGCUCUCUCGCUCUGUCCCUGUGUGUGUGUCUCGCUCUGCUGCUCGCCCGUCUCUCUCGCCGUGCGCUCACACACACACUGCACUUCUAUCACACACACUCGUCCUCGUCACCGGUGUGCACCGUGUGCGUCUCGCUCUCGGCCCUGCAGCCCUCAAUCGGGCCGUUUCUGCGGCGAGCCGUCGCCGUGGCGUUCACACUCGGCGUUGUGACCUCCCUGCACGCCGUCAAUCAGCACUACAUCACGGAGACAGAAGGGGCGGGGCUAUGGAUGCCCCUCGUCCUCUGCUACACCCUGCUGCUGCUCUACAUCCAGCGUGAGAGACACACACACACUCGCACACACACUCGCGGCCUCUCGGGCGCUGAGUCUCCACUCCACUCUGCGGCGUUGCGCCUGGCGGCCAUGUUGGUUCUCCUUCUCAGCGCCGGAUUCUGGGUCGACGUCCUGCACCUAGGGCUGGUCCUGCUGGGAGAACUGCUGUGUCUCUCACACACACCACCUGCUGCACACACACACACACUCUAACACACACUAAAACACACACACACACCCUCUAACACACAUACACACAUGCACACACUCUAACGCACACUAACACACACACAGCUUGGUAAAUACCACAAAACAGUAUCCUCAGGUCACACUAAAGACGUGAAAUACAGCAACUCCACAUGUGCUACACACACACACACACACACACACACACACACACUGAACACUGAACACUAAAACCUGAACUGAAUAACAGAAGUUAAUUACAGAGCUGUUAAUGAGCUGAAACACUGACCUCCAGUGAAGGAGGUUAUGAUUCAGUCUGACCAGCAGAGGGAGUCGGUGAGUCUUGUAAAGAAUCAUUUUAGUGAAUCGACUCUUUUCCAUUUAGCUUUAAUUCAGUUUAACCACCCCGUCGUUGAUUAUUGUCCUGUAAGUGUGUAACCCUGAGUGUUUUAUUCCUCACAUAUUACAGAGUUAACCAUGAUACUGAAACUGUCUGACUGUGGAAGCUACUUAUUUAAACCUCUAUGUAAAUAUAUGACAUAAAUACAACAGUAAACACGUAAUAAACGUUAUUUUUCUUCUGCACAUAUUUUAAAGAAUGCGGACUGUAUCAGUGUAUAAGCGAGCUGUUGUGUUCCAGCUGUACUUCCUCACAUUCGCUUUUAUUCAGUUUCAGUGCACUUCACACACACCAGCACGAAGACAACAACUACAGAGCUAACAUUAAAGAACGAUGGAACAAUGGUGCACGUUAUAGAGGAGGAAGUGUGUGUGUGUGUGUGUGUGUGUGUGUGUGUGAGAGAGAGAGAUCAUGGAGGAACCUCAGUGUUCCACAAACCGAUUCGGAGAGGACGUGUGAGAGUUUAGAGAUGUUCGUGUGCCAUGCAGAAUCAGAAAACACAUCAACACCUCUGUGUAUAAUGCGUGUAUGUGUGUAAUGCGUGUAUGUCUGUGUGUGUGUGUAAUGCGUGUUUGUGUGUGUGUGUAAUGUAAUGUGUGUUUGUGUAUAUUUGUGUGUAAUGUGUGUGUAUGUGUGCAUGUGUGUGAGUGUAUAUGUGUGUGCAAUGUGUGUGUGCAUGUGCAUGUAUGUAAUGUGUGUGUAAUGUUUGUAUGUGUCUGUGUCUGUGUGUGAGUGUAUGUGUGUGUAAUGUGUGUGUGUGAUGUGUGUGUGUGUGAGUGUGUGCGUAAUGUGUGUGUAUAUGUGUGUGUAAUGUGUGUGUGUGAGUGUGUAAUGUGUGUGUGUGAGUGUGUGUGUGUGUGAUGUGUGUGUAUAUGUGUGUAAUGUGUGUGUGUGAGUGUGUGUGUGUGAUGUGUGUGUGCAAUGUGUGUGUGCGUGUAUGUAAUGUGUGUGUAACGUUUGUAUGUCUCUGUGUCUGUGUCUGUGUGUGAGUGUAUGUGUGUGUAAUGUGUAUGCGUGUAUGUGUGUGUAAUGUUUGUGUGUAUGUGUGUAAUGUGUGUAUGUGUGUAAUGUGUGUGUGUGAGUGUGUGUGUGUGUGAGUGUGUGCGUAAUGUGUGUGUGUGUUCACAACAAUCACACCAGGACUUUAUGUUAAACCACAGACCAACACAAAGACACAAACAUGAACAUAAACUUCUUUUUAAUAAUCAAAUAUAUUUACACAGGGAGUGUGUGUGAGUGUGUGUGUGUGUGUGUGUGUGUGUGUGCGUGUGUGUGUGUGUGUGUGGCUGAAUGGUUAAACAAUGACUCAUGGAUGUGCUGUAUGAAGUCGUUUCUCACAAACUGUGGUUACAGAUCAACACACACACACACACACACACACACAUAUACAAACCUCAUCAUUUUAACUUUUGUUUAAUAAAGCUUCAAAAAACUGCUGACGUUUUCUCUUUAGGAAAAGAAACACACUCACAGAAACAC
Messenger RNA from Pangasianodon hypophthalmus (striped catfish), 3151 nucleotides. Its product is annotated as transmembrane protein 82-like. Bases 343 to 1299 code for a protein of 318 amino acids. Lineage: Eukaryota; Metazoa; Chordata; Actinopteri; Siluriformes; Pangasiidae. The record is from RefSeq and is a predicted model, not a curated record. The transcript is spliced from 4 exons.